Molecule: messenger RNA, 1080 nt
Organism: Strongyloides ratti
Lineage: Eukaryota; Metazoa; Nematoda; Chromadorea; Rhabditida; Strongyloididae
Product: Mannose-1-phosphate guanyltransferase beta
Exons: 1
Coding region: 1-1080 (359 amino acids)
Biological process (GO): GDP-mannose biosynthetic process; cell wall mannoprotein biosynthetic process
Cellular component (GO): cytoplasm
Molecular function (GO): GTP binding; mannose-1-phosphate guanylyltransferase (GTP) activity
Source: RefSeq, a predicted model, not a curated record
AUGAAAGCUUUAAUAUUAGUAGGUGGUUAUGGUACACGUCUUCGACCAUUAACUUUAACACAACCAAAGCCUUUAGUUGAAUUUGCAAACAAACCUAUGAUGCUUCAUCAAAUAGAAGCAUUAGCUAAGGCUGGUGUUGAUACUGUAAUACUUGCAGUAUCAUAUCGUGCUAGUCAAUUAGAACAAGAAAUAAAAAAACAUGCUGAAAUUUUAGGAAUAACUAUAAUUUUUUCAUUAGAAUCAGAACCACUUGGUACUGCUGGUCCAUUAGCUUUGGCUAAAGAAUUUUUAACAGGAAAUGAACCAUUUUUUGUUCUUAAUUCAGAUGUUAUAUGUGAUUUUCCAUUUGAAAAAAUGUUACAUUUUCAUAAAUUACAUGGUAAAGAAGGAACUAUUGCUGUAACAAAAGUUGAGGAACCAUCAAAAUAUGGUGUUGUUGUAUUUAAUGAAAAUAAUGGGAGAAUUGAAAGAUUUGUUGAGAAACCACAAGAAUAUGUGGGAAAUAAAAUAAAUGCGGGAAUGUAUGUUUUAAAUCCUUCAGUUUUAGAAAAAAUUUCAUGUAAACCUACAUCAAUUGAAAAAGAUAUUUUUCCUUUAAUGGUUGAAAAAAAUGAUUUAUAUGCAUUUGUAUUACAAGGUUUCUGGAUGGAUGUUGGUCAACCUAAAGAUUUUUUAAAGGGUACUGUUAUGUAUUUAAAAUUUUUACAUGAUAACAAUUCUGAAGAUUUAGCUACAGGAGAUUUUGUUAUUGGUAAUGUACUAAUUGAUAAAACGGCUGAUAUUGGUAACGGGUGUAAAAUAGGUCCUAAUGUUGUUAUUGGACCAGAUGUUAAAAUUCAAGAUGGUGCUUGCCUUAAAAAUUGUACAAUUCUUUCAAAAAGUACAGUAAAAUCACAUAGUUGGAUUAAUCAAAGUAUUAUAGGAAGAGAAUGUUCAGUUGGAAGUUGGGUAAGAAUUGAAAAUAAUUGUGUAAUAGGUGAUGAUGUUGUUAUAAAAGAUGAAAUAUAUUUAAAUGGAGCUUGUGUUCUUCCUCAUAAAAGUAUUUCAUCAAAUGUUGAAACACCGAACAUUAUUAUGUAA